Molecule: messenger RNA, 4810 nt
Organism: Vombatus ursinus (common wombat)
Lineage: Eukaryota; Metazoa; Chordata; Mammalia; Diprotodontia; Vombatidae
Gene: OTULINL
Product: OTU deubiquitinase with linear linkage specificity like
Exons: 8
Coding region: 53-1126 (357 amino acids)
Biological process (GO): protein linear deubiquitination
Cellular component (GO): cytoplasm
Molecular function (GO): cysteine-type deubiquitinase activity
Source: RefSeq, a predicted model, not a curated record
UGCUCCCCGAGCUGGCUCUAAGCAGGCUCGCGCCCGCCCUCCAGCAGCCGGCAUGGCAGCCCGAAAGAGCCAGCACCCGGCCCGGGAGAGGGACCAGCUUCCUGCCGCAGCAGGGAACCAUAAAGUUCAACCGUGGACAGCAGUUACAAACCAAGCCUUAGAUGUCGCAUGGAGAACAGUGAAGGGACCAGUGAUGUUGGGUAUAUCAUUUCUUGCUGCUGCCCUCUGCCACUUCAGAAGCCUAUAUUUAUAUUUAGGACAUCGGUUAAAAUGGUGGAGCGGAUACCUGCAGAGAAAAUUCAAAAAAAACCUCAGUGUGGAAGCAGAAGUUGAUCUCCUUGGUUAUUGUGCAAGAGAAUGGAAAGGAGAAACAAGCCGUGCCAAGCUGAUGAGGAAGGCUUAUGAGGAACUCUUUUGGCGUCAUCGUGUUAAAUGUAUCCGGCAAGUCAAAGGAGAUAACUAUGAUGCAUUAAGAUCAGUCCUUUUUCAGAUACUCAGCCAGGGCCUCUCUCUUCCAUCCUGGAUGAAAGAAAAAGACAUCAUAAAGCUUCCUGAAAAGCUACUCUUUUCGCAAGGUUGUAAUUGGAUUCAACAAUACAGCUUUGGCCCUGAGAAAUAUACAGGCCCAAAUGUGUUUGGGAAAUUACGUAAAUGUGUUGAAUUAUUAAAGAGCCAGUGGACAGAGUUUAGUGGUAUUAAGGACCAGCACAAGAGAGGAAACAUGUGUAACUGCCUUUUUUCUGAUGAGAGCCUGGAGCACAAGCUGUAUGAAGCUUUAAAAUUCAUCAUGUUAUAUCAAGUCAUCGAAGUGUAUGAACAAGUGAAGAGUGAAAAGGCCAUUCCCAGUCUUUAUCGCCUCCUGUUUUCCAGAGAAACAUCUUCAGAUCCUUUAAGUUUUAUGAUGAAUCACCUGAAUUUUAUAGGUGAUACAUGUGGAUUGCAACAGAUUGACAUGUUGAUUCUUGGACACUCUCUUGAAGUCAGAAUAAAAGUGUUUAGACUGUCUAAGUUUAAUACCAGAGACUUUCAAGUAUACUAUCCAGAGGAACGCCACAGGGAAUGGCCUGAGAUCUGCCUUCUGACUGAAAAUGACCGCCAUUACCAUAUUCCUGUUUUUCAAGUGUGAGAUAGAAUUGGUACUAUUGCCUACAAUAGCAAUGAAUAUGCUUAAAAUAAAGUAUUGCAUGAAAACCAAAGCUUUUUAUCUGGCUCCUGAAGGAACUGAACCUUUUUUUCCCUUCUGGACUUAUGCUGUGAUGGAAUAAGACCUAUGUUGUUCUUUUGGGUGUGUGGUUUCUUCAAAAGACACCGAGAACUAGGAUUUAUCAGUUUGUUUGUUACCUAGUUCACACGGGAUUUGGUUGUUCAAGAUACCUUUGAAUGUCUCAGAAUGUUGACAAAAGUGAGCCUGUAGUUGACUUAGAAAAACUGACCUUUUAAAAGUCUGUAACCUGAAAAUAGUGGGACAUUGUUAACCCUAACCUCAGUAAAAGAAAAGUCCUACUUGGGAAUCUUUCCAUUUGCUGAUUAUGAGUUGAUAUGGCCUUAGCCAUAUCAACAUUAUCAUCUUCAUCCAUCAAGAAUCUCCAUGGUACUUUGGUUUUCUAGAACCAUUUGCUUGACUCUUUAAAAAAAAAAAGAGCAUGCAAGUGGGGAAACUACUUUUAUGCUAUAUUGUAUGAAUUGUUUUAUAUUAUUUUCAACUUUUGUGGCUGGAUCUAAUUGGCUUAACAUUAUGUGUGCAAAAAUGAAUGUUCUUAUUAAAUAUUCCAUAGUUUAAAACAAACAGAUACAAAUACUGUACUGUUUCCGAAAUGUCAACCUAUUAUGCAUCAUAUGCAUUUUUAAUAUGGAAUUACAUGCUCUGAUGUUUCUCUUUGUAUCUAAUGCUAUUUUGAAUGACAGCAUUUUUCUCUGUCAUCUAUAUCAAAUGUCAUUACUGUUAUACUCAAAGAAAUGUAAAUUUGUAAGUUAGAGCUUCUACCAAAUAUUUGCUACUUCAAAGUCAUCCACUUAAGGGGAAGGCAUGAGGACUCAAUAUAGUUAUUCCUCCUUAAAUAUAGUAAGGAAUAGUUAACUAUGAAAUGUAAGGAAAGGGGCAUGUUAGCAAGUGUUAUGGUCCAUGGAAAUCAUACCCAUAGUUAAAAUAAUCUUAAUAUAAUAUUUUCAUAAGCUAAGACUCAUGAGAGAAAUCUCAUAGGUUAUUGUGUACAAUUGUAGUUCAUUAUUUCCUAGCUUAGCAAUAGAAAGUUUGAGUCAAAAGGAUUUGUAUUCCUUAUAUUCCAUAUAAUCCAGUUCAACAUAUGGAAUCUGUGGGUUUGGAUUCUAUGUAAUAUUAACUUUGUGAUCUCUAAGGCUCCCUAUAUCCCUAAAAUUCUGUGAUUCUAACUAGUAACUUUUAAAAUGCUUCUUGUAUGAAAAUAGCAGUUUUGAAGUGUGUACUGGUGUGAUGUAACUGGCUGACUUUCUGUAACAAACUCAUGUUUUUUUUACCUUUGGAUACUGGCUGAGACAGUGAGUCAUUGGCUGUUCUCUGGUAUGUCAAUUUGGCAACACUGCUAAUUGCUACAAAGAAACGGCAGCACAUUCUGUUGAGGUUUUUAAACCAGGAAUUCAGAAUUUUUAAGUUACUCGUUGGUUUGGACAGUCCUCACUUUCUUCGAUUAUUUCAGCACCUACAUACUACUAAAAAGACAAAAACCUUAUCACAGGGAUCAGUAUCUCUCAUUCUGAAAGUGGUACCCAAAAUGAUUUUUACUGGUAUAACAUUAAUGAAUUGCUUCUGGGCCCACAGGGGACUAUGUUUUUUCUCUCUUUCUAAGGAGCCCAUCUGCUGUGAGUCCAAACAUAAGUACUGGACUGUAUGCAGUCCUGCGGGAACCUGGCUUCCAGUUUUAAGGGCAUUAUAUUCCCUUUUUUUCUGGGUAUUUAACCCCCCACCAUGGUGCCCUAGGGAUAAAUUGUAGAAAGCUUAAGUUUAGGCUCUGUCUAGGAUUUUGCCAAAAGGAGGAAUUUAAAAGGUAGUCAGUGUAUAAUAUGAAUCAGAUAUGGAACAGAUAUUUAUUUUCUACACAACAAUAUUAUCGUCUACUGGGAGGGUGAUAUUUAAAGUUUAUCAGAACAUAAAGCAGUUUUUAAGAUUGAUGAUUAACCAUUUUACAUUUCACCUCACCUCUGCAGUGUACAAAAAUUUCUCCAGUACAGCCUUGGGUCAAUAUUCUUGUUUGUGAUCAUUUUCUCUAAUACCGAAGUUGUUCCUGACAUCAACCGUCUAUUCUCUCUGGACCUUAUGAAUUCAUGAGUUCACCUUCAAACCUGAUUAUGUCCACCUCAGUGCUGAUAUUCUACCAUCUACUCGGGAAAGGAAACACAAAUUGGAAAAGGAAAAAAGGACUGGUAUAAAUUUUCUUAUUUGAGACCAUGUUUCACAUAGGAGUGGUGAGGGGUUAGAGGGAAACAGCACAACUUAUUCUCAUCACCCCAUCACCGAGAAUCUAGAGAUAAAACCCACUGCUUGCUGUAUGGGAGCCUUGAUGCAAAACAUAUUGAACUGAAAGUUGUCUCUUGUUUUUAACUGCCUCAGCACUCAGUCCCCCUGCCAUGGUCAUGGGGUAGGAAGAGGAUCAAGGGACCACUAAGGGUUCAUUACAUCAUAGCAAAACGCCACAUGGCUGGAAGAAGGCCCAUAAACCUCCAGCUGGUUGAUUAGAACCAGGAAGGGCAACUCUGAGCAUACUCUAUGGAGUGGCUCCCAGAAUUGUAGAGUACGUGGCAAAACUGAAACUAAACUCCACCAUCUCUUAUUUUCUUCCCUCUGUACCUAUCCCCUUCCCUGGAUACCCAGAAUAUCAAGAGUAAAAAUCCUAGAGGAACAUUUUCCUCUGCCAAUAAAAUCAGUCACCUAGACUCCCUAACUGGGCACCAUUAACUGUCACUCUCUUUUCUGCUUUAACCAACUUACAAUUUUAACCACUACUCCUUUUACCAUUCAUUCACUAGGGAGAACCACUGUGGAUGCUUCACAUCUUCCCAAACCCAGCCCUGGAGGCAAAGAAGGCUUAUUUGGUGCCUUCCAUUCUCUGGAAAGGUUGUAGAUCCCUGCUCUAUUAAGAAACAUUUUCCCCUUUGGUAUUAUAAUGUGAUAUUAUUGUCAAACCCUCAGAAUCCACAUAAUACCGGUUACAUGUGGCAAAUCAGCUUGAAACUUGGGACUGGAAACUUGAAAGUCAAAUGAGAGGAUGAGUGGUGUGUAGAUGACAGAAUGCUACACUCAGUGUUAUGAGGACAGGAUUCUAAUCCCAUCUCAAAUUUACCCAGGUAAGCCUGGGCACGUCACUUAGCCUCUCUUGGCCUCAGUUUCCUCAUCUGUAAAAUGUAAGGAUUGGACUUGAUGCCUUCUAAGAUCCCUUCCAUCUCUAAGUCUUUGAUCCUAAUAUUUCUGUUCAUUCUUAGGUUUGGAGAGAAAAGAAUCUCAAGAUAGAAUUGUGGGGAGAGAGGGGGAGGGAAAAGCAUCCAAAGAUUUGGAAAGUAUGAAACAUCAGGUAUUAACCAAAUGACUUUUUAUUUAGUUGAAUAUCUUUGGGAAAGCCAAAACAUCAAAAAUUAAUGUCUUGCCUUUGAUCUCUAAUUUAUAAACCCAAUUAACUUGAUUUAGUUAACUGGGCAUGGUUUGUUAACUCUGUUGCCACUGAAUAUGAAUUAGGGGGAAAUGUCAGCUUCCUGUAUGAUGGCAAUAUCUGAAUGUCUUUCACAUUUGUUUUAAGACUAUGUAAAAUUUUAUACAUAAAAUAUAGAAAUCUCUUUCAUCUUU